Molecule: messenger RNA, 2909 nt
Organism: Drosophila grimshawi
Lineage: Eukaryota; Metazoa; Arthropoda; Insecta; Diptera; Drosophilidae
Gene: Hrs
Product: hepatocyte growth factor-regulated tyrosine kinase substrate
Exons: 5
Coding region: 151-2367 (738 amino acids)
Molecular function (GO): metal ion binding; phosphatidylinositol binding; ubiquitin binding
Source: RefSeq, a predicted model, not a curated record
ACACGACAUUGACGUCGGUGGCCAUCAAUAACAAAGAAAACAGCAGCCAGCAAUAACACGGAGCGAGAGCGAAAUAAAUAAAUAAUAAACGCAUUUCGGUCGCUAAAAGCAUCAAAUUAAGAACAACAAAUAGUUAACAAAAAGUAGAAAAUGUUUCGCUCUAGUUUUGACAAAAAUCUGGAGAACGCCACAAGCCAUUUGCGCUUGGAACCAGAUUGGCCCUCAAUUUUACUCAUUUGCGAUGAAAUCAAUCAGAAAGAUGUCACUCCAAAAAAUGCGUUUAUCGCAAUCAAAAAGAAAAUGAACUCACCGAAUCCACAUUCGGCAUGCUACUCCCUGCUGGUGCUGGAGAGCAUUGUGAAAAACUGCGGUGCUCCCGUCCACGAGGAGGUCUUCACCAAGGAGAACUGUGAGAUGUUCAGCAGCUUCCUGGAGCUGACACCGCACGAGAAUGUGCGCCAGAAAAUGCUCGAACUUGUCCAGACCUGGGCCUAUGCAUUUCGCUCCUCCGACAAGUAUCAGGCCAUCAAGGAUACUAUGACCAUACUCAAGGCCAAGGGACACACAUUUCCCGAGCUAAAGGAAGCGGACGCAAUGUUCACUGCCGACACGGCGCCCAACUGGGCCGAUGGCAAGGUUUGUCAUCGUUGUCGCGUUGAGUUUACCUUCACCAAUCGGAAGCAUCAUUGCCGCAACUGUGGUCAGGUGUUUUGUGGCCAGUGCACGGCCAAACAGUGUCCGCUGCCCAAGUAUGGCAUUGAGAAGGAUGUGCGGGUCUGCGAUGGCUGCUUUAUGUCGCUGCAGCGUCCGUUGGGCACCAAGGCAAGCACUCGUGUGGCGGACAGCGAUUUGCCAGCGGAAUAUCUGAAUAGCUCAUUAUCACAGCAGGUGCAGACGCCGGCGCGCAAGACCGAACAGGAGCUGAAGGAAGAGGAGGAACUUCAGCUGGCACUGGCGCUCAGUCAAUCGGAGGCGGAGCUAAAGAAGCCACAACCACAGUCGCUGGCCAGCUAUCGCAUGCAGCAGCGUUCACCGAGCCCUGAGGCGGCACAGCCGCAAAUGCCAGCACAGCAGCUGCAGCAGCAGCAGCAGGAGGAGACCAAUCCCGAGCUGGCAAAAUACUUGAACCGUGUCUACUGGGAGCAGCGGAAGAUUAGCGAGUCCUCCUCCAUGGCCAGUCCAUCGGCGCCCAGUCCCAUGCCGGCGACACCGCAACCCCAACAACAGCAGCAGCAGCUGCUACAAUCGCUGCCAAUGCCAAAGAAUGCGGAUGAAGUGCAAAUUGCUGAAUUCGCUGCCAAUAUGCGCACCCAGGUGGAGAUCUUUCUCAAUCGCAUGAAGUCCAAUUCGAGCCGUGGACGCAGCAUUUCCAAUGACUCCUCGGUGCAGACGCUCUUCAUGACGCUCACCUCGCUGCACUCGCAGCAGCUGACGUACAUCAAGGAGAUGGACGACAAGCGCAUGUGGUACGAGCAGCUGCAGGAUAAGCUGGCGCAGAUCAAGGACUCGCGUGCCGCGCUCGAUGUGCUGCGACAGGAGCACGUCGAAAAGUUGCGUCGCAUUGCCGAGGAACAGGAGCGUCAACGUCAACUACAAAUGGCCCAAAAACUGGAGAUUAUGCGCAAGAAGAAGCAGGAGUAUUUACAAUAUCAACGACAGCUGGCCCUGCAGCGCAUCCAGGAGCAGGAGCGCGAGAUGCAGCUGCGCCAGGAGCAGCAGAAGGCCCAAUAUCUAAUGGGCCAAACGGCACCCUUUCCCUAUCUACCGCCCACAGCAGUGGCCCCCACACAUGGCUCACCCUCGCAUCAAAUGAACAACGUUUAUAAUCCCUACGUAGCAGCCGCUGGCUAUCCAGCACCCAAUGGUCAUGGUGUGGCUCCAUUUGCCACCGGCAUACCACCGCCAGGCAUGUACAAUCCAGGCAUGCCGCAACCUCAACACGUUCCGGGCAUGAUGAUGCAACCACCGCCAAAUAUGAUGCCGCAGCAGCAACCACAACAGCUACCCGAGAAUCCCCAAUACCCCAAUCCUAAUCAGGCCAUGUUAGCUCAGCUGCCACCACAACAACAGCAAGUUCCACCUCAGCCUCAACCGCAGCCACACCUGGCUCAUGUUAUGCUGCAGCAACAGCAAAUUGUUCAAUCACAUCCUCCAAUUGCCAAUAACCAAGCACCACCGCAACAGGCUGCACCACCACCAGCUGCUGCUCCUCCUGCUGCUAUUGCUGCUGCUGCUGUUGAUAUGAGCAACACACAAGUGCAGGCGGUGGCUGCUGCACCGGCACCACCACAAACCGAACCCGAGCCGGCUGCUGCUGCUGCUAAAGCCGCCGAGCCCGCAACAGCGGAGUUGAUUUGCUUCGAUUAGACCACAAUUGUUAACGUUCUUUUAUACACACACACACAUACUUAUAUAUAUAUAAACUAAUCAAACUUUGUUAUGGCUUCCAACUCCUUGCUCAAAUUAUCUAAGAACUAAAUUGUAUUGUGGCAUGCCUUGUAAAAUCUGGCGAUUUAGAGCAAGGAUUUGGAACUUGAACACAGACUUAUUGUAAUCACCAAGUGUAACCACCAACUGAGGAAUGAAUUAUGCAAAUGUUAUUCCAAAAAGAACAGAACUUUCUUAUUGUAUUAUCGUAGUCAAAACAGAUGUGUCCUUAUUACUUUUUGUUAUAUUUGUCUUGUGUCUUGUUUUACGAAUUGAAAUUCACCUUAAUUUAGAAAUAGUUUCAUUCCGGCGUUUCUUAUUUGAAUUAUAAAUAUAUAUUUUCGAUUUACAGUCAUUGGAUUCAAUUCACAAAUAUCUCUUCGAAAAUGAAAAAGAAACGAGUCUGAGUAAGAAAAAAUAAAUAUAAUUCACAUCGAUUUGUCUACUUAAAUGAAUUUUAACUAAAAUAAAUAAUUAUUAAC